Messenger RNA from Glycine soja, 1284 nucleotides. RefSeq lists its product as uncharacterized. The record is from RefSeq and is a predicted model, not a curated record. NCBI's taxonomy places the organism in Eukaryota, Viridiplantae, Streptophyta, Magnoliopsida, Fabales, Fabaceae. The coding region runs from base 258 to 1091 and encodes 277 amino acids. The transcript has 4 exons.
GCAGUGCAUGGUUCUUUUAUGUCUUGUGCACCAAUUUGGGAUCAUUCACUCAUCAACACAUAUCGAUAUCUUUUGCUUCGUCUCUUUCAUCGCCUACGCUUCAUUUGAAUCAACACUCCUUCCUCUUCCUCUUUCUCGUCCAUUUUAGUUCAAUCUUUGAAUUCUCCUCCUUAUCAAGUCUUCCUCAUCUUCCCCACCUUUUUGAAAUUUUGGUGUCUAAGAACAUAACCUAAAAGCUCAAGGUGAGUGAAAAGAAGAUGUCAGGUGUGUCUCUAGCAGUGUCUCAUCCACCGGCAUCAGUGGGAGAACAAAACGUGCCUCAAGCAGGCACAAAGCCUAAACCGCGAACAGAACAGGCACCAAUUGGUGGCAUGAUGGGUUCACUUCGCGUGAUAGAGCUUCAGCUUGUCGCUUUCAUCUUGGUGUUCUCAGCAAGUGGCCUUGUCCCACUCCUUGACCUAGUGUUCCCUGCAUUUGCCUCUGCAUACAUCUUGGCACUCUCGCUAUUCGCAUUUCCAUCGUCAUCUUCUUCUUCAACGCGUUCGUUACACGACUCGGGGACUGAGAUCUUCAAAGGGGGCAGAUUGUUCCGAAUGUAUGUCGUUGUUGGGAUCACUGUGGGACUCUUCUUGCCGCUGGCUUACGUGCUUGGAGGGUUUGCAAGAGGGGAUGAGCAUGCUGUUCGUUCUGCCACCCCGCACUUGUUCUUGCUGUCGUUUCAGAUACUUACUGAGAACAUCAUCGGUGGGUUGUCUAUGUUUUCCCCACCGGUGAGGGCGUUGGUGCCGAUGAUCUAUACAGUGCGGAGGAUCUUUGUGGAUAUUGAUUGGAUUCAUGAUGUCUGGCUCAACAAGACUCUGCCUGUCAAUGCCACAUUUCAGGACCUGGCAUGGUAUUGGUUCGGGAAGGGUCUGGCAGUGGCAAAUCUGGCUUAUUUCUCCAUCAAUCUGUUUGGGUUCUUGAUACCCAGGUUCCUUCCAAGAGCUUUUGAGAGGUAUUUCCAAGACAAGGGAGAGAUCUAUGCUAAGUCUGCAGAGGAUAAAAGACCUGUGGUUGUCAACAAAACUCAAUUAUCAGAAAAGAAAGAUUAAUUACAGAGCUAUAACCAAUGUGACUUCACUUACAAUUUGAAACACUUUCAGCAUUCUUUUUUUCUUUUCUUAGAAAAUGGUAAUGAAUGUGUAUGAUGAUGGCUCUCCGUUACAUUAUGAAACUACAUAUGGUUUUUGGAUUAGUUUUAUGUGUCAUACAGGUUAAUUUAAAAUUUGGAGAUUUCUUCGACUC